Messenger RNA from Gadus chalcogrammus (walleye pollock), 1809 nucleotides. It is a transcript of the gene ppm1la, whose product is annotated as protein phosphatase, Mg2+/Mn2+ dependent, 1La. The transcript has 4 exons. Gene Ontology annotation, biological process: protein dephosphorylation. The record is from RefSeq and is a predicted model, not a curated record. Bases 544 to 1665 code for a protein of 373 amino acids. NCBI's taxonomy places the organism in Eukaryota, Metazoa, Chordata, Actinopteri, Gadiformes, Gadidae. Gene Ontology annotation, molecular function: protein serine/threonine phosphatase activity; cation binding.
CCCUGCAGCUGCGCCCUUCGCCAGCAGCGACCCAGACAAACGCUAGUAUGGGGGAGUGUGGAAAAUGUUACGGUUAUGGCAAACGGAGAGAGGGGACAGGAAUUAUAUAGACACGAUAACCCGGAGAAGAAACUGGGUCAGCGAAACAACGGGGGACUUCAUAAUACGUCCAAAAAUAGCCUCGAUGUCUCCCUUCAAAUGUUUAUCUAACCUCCAGGUGAGUUUUUCCGCUACAAAGGACCGCGCUUAAUGUUUUAGCGAAUCCGCAUGCAGCUGUUUGCCGGAGAUCUUCGCGUAGCGUCUUGCUGAGCAGCGGCUCAAAUCAAUGAGAACGGCCUGGUCCGCCUCUGCCUGGCUUUCAUUGCACUGCUGACCGACCAUCGGCCGUCUGGGGCGGGUAGACUACGCACUCGAUCGGGCCGGAUUGCACGUUCACCCGCAUCUCUCGUGUCAGACAUUUUGACACAAAAAAAAUCCCCCCCUUCGAUCGGAUGGAGUGAAUUGCACGUGAAGAAGAGACAGACCGCAGUUUGGUUGCGUGUGAUGAUAGGAGACACAAUGACGUUGUUGUCUCUUCUUGGUCGGAUCAUGCGUUAUUUUCUGCUCAGGCCAGAGACAUUGUUCCUGUUGUGUAUAAGCCUGGCCUUAUGGAGCUAUUUCUUCCACACCGACGAGGUGAAGACCAUCGUCAAGUCGAGCCGCGACGCUGUGAAGAUGGUCAAGGGGAAAGUGGCGGAGAUGAUGAUGAACGACCGGCUGGGCGGCCUAAGUGUGUUGGAUGCCGAGUUCUCCAAAACAUGGGAGUUCAAGAACAACAACGUGGCGGUGUACUCCAUCCAGGGGCGGCGGGAUCACAUGGAGGACCGCUUCGAGGUGCUCACGGACAUCACUAACAAAUCCCACCCGUCCAUAUUUGGGAUCUUUGACGGUCACGGUGGAGAGGCAGCGGCUGACUAUGUGAAGGCCCAUCUGCCUGAGGCCCUGAGGCAGCAGCUGCAGGCAUUUGAGCGCGAGCGGAAAGAGAGCUCACAGUCUUACGCCAGUAUCUUGGAACAGCGAAUCAUGGCAGUCGAUCGUGACAUGCUGGACAAACUCUCAGCCAAUCACGAUGAAGCAGGUCAGGAGCCGGGGAUGAUUGGAGGCACCACAUGUUUGGUAGCACUGCUAUCAGACAGAGAACUAACGGUGGCUAAUGUUGGAGAUUCGCGUGGUGUUUUGUGUGACAAGGACGGCAACGCCGUUGCUUUGUCACACGACCACAAACCAUACCAGCUGAAAGAGCGUAAAAGAAUCAAGCGUGCAGGGGGCUUCAUCAGUUUCAACGGCUCCUGGAGGGUCCAGGGUAUCCUGGCCAUGUCCCGCUCCCUGGGCGACUACCCGCUGAAGAACCUCAACGUAGUCAUCCCUGACCCCGACAUCGUGACCUUUGACCUGGACAAGCUGCAGCCCGAGUUCAUGAUCCUGGCUUCGGACGGCCUCUGGGACGCCUUCAGCAACGAGGAGGCGGUGCGCUUUGUGCGCGAGCGGCUGGACGAGCCGCACUACGGCGCCAAGAGCAUCGUCCUGCAGUCCUUCUACCGCGGCUGCCCCGACAACAUCACCGUCAUGGUGGUGAGGUUCAAGAGUGGCGGCGGCGGCAAGGGCGGGGCUAAGAGCGGCGAGUGAGCCUGCGCUGUGGUUCUGGCUAGCCUUGGCCCACUCCUACCACACCUGGGGCAUGGACAACACCACCAGGGGGGAGGAUGGGUCGGCGCCUACGGCGCCCUGAAUGCUCUGGUAUUAAACCCUAUUAAAAAAAAAAAAAAAAAA